AUGGAGACAUCGGAUCAUAUUGAACAUGGCUCUUCAGAUGCAGGCAACGACACACAGACAGGCCACUGGUUCCCAGCCCUGCGCCCCGACACGAUUGAAGAGAUUACACACGAUGCGCCUCACGCCGAGGUCGAAUCGAGUUCUGCUCCCCAUGCACGAAUAGAUAUAAUACCCCCGACACCAAUUUCGCGACAAAGUCAGAAGGUCGAUUUUCGAAGCCAAAGAAUACCAGUCGUGCCGGAGGAGCCUGACGAGCCUGAGCCCGAGCAUACACCAGCGACAACUGCCACCUCCCGGCCUUCCACUUGGAACUAUGGUGGCGAUGAGUUGCCUUCAGACGACGAUGAUGAGAGGCUGGAUCCUGCCUGGGGUGUAAAGCGGCAUGACAGCACGAAUAUCCUUGCUAAUGUCCACCGUUCCUCGACCUUCCCUGACUUCAACUCGCCUGAACAGUCAAACCUCGAGGUUGAGAUCGCCGCACCAGCGGACAAGCUGGAUGUUGAGAUGGUCAAUGGCACUGCGGAAGAGGAAAGAAUUGUAGAACAGAGAGAGGAUGCCAUCGAGCCGCGAACUGUGGACGGGAUGAAUGGUGCCGAUAGUACUCGAGAACCCCAGUCAUGGACAGUUCCGGCACAAGAGGAGCCCAUUGACGAGGCGGACCAACGCUAUGAAGAGGGUGUGCCUCUCAUUCCCCCGGAAGAGGAGGCUCCGGCACACGUCCAACGCAGUGACAAGCAAAGUGCACAAAAUCCAUUCGAGACUGUGCAAGACGAUGAGGAUACCAGCUUCUUCUCAAAUGUACCCAUCUCCGAAUCUGAGGCUCCCCAACAACCCUCCCUUGACAGAAAAUCCACCACACAGGUGCUGAAUUCCUUGGACGUAUUGAACACGGACCUACCAAAUUCUCCCGCGACGGAUGCACCCGUUGAAGCGUCAUUUUUCGAUGAACUGGCUACUCAUGGUGCGCCUGCUGCAGACAACAAUGCCUCCACUGGCGUGGAAGGCCAGGAUCCAGACGCGAUGUGGGCAGCUGCACUUGGUGACGAUGAGUUCCUCGUCGAAGAUGCUGACGACCUUCUUCCUGAUUCCGACGACGAACCAUCAGGGGUACCACCAACUCAGCCAGUAUCCCACACCAUGCCACAGCAACAGCCUCAAAGACAGAGCUCUGUGAACCCUUUCACGCCCCAUCAGCCUACCACCUCAGAUAUGUUCCAGUUGCCGCCGAUGGCACGCACUACGCAUAACAAUGUCGGUCUGUCGCGACCGGAGCUACCACCUGUGGGCUCCUUCCAAGCUCAAUUACCUCCGAGGCCAGCUGCCCCGAGUGUCAAAAGCUUUGUGGAUCAAGCCAAGGAUGGCUAUAAAUCUCCUUAUGAUCUGCCCUUGGAUUUAAUGCCUAAAAGGAGAUCUCAUGUCCCACAGCCGGUCCAAACGACCAAAUCUGUCGCUCCUCCGCCAAGGAGCAGCAGCCUUUCGGAACACCCCGUGCAAUCACCCUUUGCCUCGACUGGACCACCGACCUCUUCAUCUCCAAAUAUGCAAGCGCCGGCACCGUCGCCUGCAAUGCCGCAACGAAGCGUCUCGGCUUUAGGGUCAAACAAGACUCGGACGUCCAAGUCUGGAUCUUCAUCAGGCUUCUUCGAGGAGUUGCCCAUCACCUCAAAACCACGUCCUGCUGGACCUUAUACUCCACAGCAAUCAUUUCCAGCCGCUCCUCCUCCCCUUCUACCUCGGAGUCCACCUACUGCUCCCAUGCCGCCUCCAGCACCACUUCCGCAGGGGCCUCCUAGUCAGCAUCCGCGACAGCCCCGAUUACCCACCCCGCCUUCUGAUCUGCAUGUUCAAUACCAGCUGCAGCCGCCGGAGCGCCUAGAUCCCUAUGCGAACGUACCUCUGCAGCAACCUCCUCCCCUGCCAGCGGCACCAAUUACUAGAUACUCACCAGCACCAGCUGCGCCUGGCACUUCGACACUAGGUGCUCGCCCUGGGCCUUCGCCUCGAUACUCGCCCGCGCCUCCACCCCAGACAACCUCUGCCAGUGCUGCCAGAUACGCAGCGCAACCGACGCCAUCUCCUGGCCCCAUACAAAACCCUAUUCAAGCUAACCAAGCCAUGCCAAAUAGACCACCAUCUCUACCCCCUCCCACCGCUGCCGCCAUCUUGCCUUUCCAACCACGUACCUCGAGUCCGCUAGCGUAUCACAAGGGCUCAGUCGAUGAAAAUGCGAAUAGCAUGCCCGCUGCAACAGCACAGCCGUCAGGGCCACCCGUGUCUGGAAAUCAGUAUAUUCCUUCUGCCGCAUCUGCGCCUUACUCCGCCAUUUCCCCCGAAAGUCGGAGUUAUGGAGACUUGAAUAAUCAGCUGUCGCCUCCGAAGCGCACCGGUCUCGGCCAAUUACCACCUCCACGCCGCUCCCAAACUCAAUCUCCGUCCAAACAGCGCCCUCAAGCGGCACAUUCUUCGUACACCGGCGACUUCAUCAACCGUCCAGCCACAGCUUACGGCCAAUCAUCGCCUAGUAUGGCUACUGCUCAGCUGGCUUCUGGGGACCAUACACGUCCUAGUAUUCAAGGCAGGAGUCCAGUACCAGAAUUGGUUUUCAUACGGCCUCAAGAUGACACCCAAUUUGACCCACUAGAGCGGUGGAAGGGUGCUCCAGUGUUCACAUUCGGCUUUGGUGGCACCAUCACCAGCUCUUUCCCGAGACACGUGCCCAGGUAUGCUACUGGAGCCGUGCGACCGCAGAUCAGGCCGGCCCCUGGCGAGGUCUCUGUUCGGGAUGGCAAGGAUAUUCUUCCCCAGGUUGAGCUAGUCAACACCUUCCCUGGCCCACUUCGAUCCAAGUCGAAGAAGAAGGACGUCUUGUCGUGGAUGUCAAACUACAUUACCGGGAUGGAGGCUGGCAUGCCUAAUAUUUUCGCCGCUCAGUCUCAUGACGAUCCGGCUAGACGCCUUCAUGAGAAGGUACUGCUCUGGAAGAUCGUACGAGUCAUGGUGGAACACGAUGGCUCACUCGAGGGUCCGGCUCUGAAAGCAAUCAACCUCAUUCUCUCCCCGGAGAUUCACAACGUCGACGAGUCAAGUGCGAUUCAAUACCGUGCUGGUGAACAGACGUCGGGAUUAUACAGACCAUCGGGUGCCAACGUGCGACCCGAUUCCGUCGACCCGAUGGCGGUUGAGACUUUACGGAAACGACUACUGAGUGGCGACAGGCAGGGUGCGGUACUCCAUGCGAUGGACAACCGUUUGUGGUCUCACGCUCUCAUCAUCGCCUCAACCAUGGAGCGCUCGAUGUGGGGUCAAGUUGUGAGGGAGUUCGUGCGUCAAGAAGUGAAGACGGCUGGAGAAAAUACCGAGUCGCUGUCUGCACUGUACGAGAUCUUUGGAGGCAAUCUCGAUGAAAGUAUUGAUGAACUUGUCCCGCCAUCCGCCCGAGCUGGUCUUCAGAUGAUAAGCAGAGUCAACACCGGAGGUUUUACUAGGAAUUCUCUCGACGGCUUGAAUCGGUGGAAAGAGACACUUAGUCUCGUGCUGAACAACCGGUGUCAGGGCGACCAUCAGGCUCUUGCAGUCCUUGGAAAGCUCCUUCAGGACUACAAUCGCAUCGAGGCGGCCCACAUUUGCUACCUGUUCUCGAGGAACCCCCAAAGGCAAUUUCUGUUUGGCGGCCCGGAUGAAGAGCACGCCUCCGUUAUAUUGCUUGGUGCCAACCACAAAGCCCAACCAUCUGACUUCGCCCGAGACCAAGAUGCUGUCAUGCUCACCGAGAUAUAUGAAUUUGCGACGAGCGUUCUUGGGACGGGGGCGCCAUUGCCAUUCAUGCCGCAUCUUUCUGUGUUCAAGUUGCAGCGCGCGACGCUCAUGUCAGAGGCUGGAUUGAAGGCAGAGGCGCAAUCUUAUUGCGAUGCCAUCGCGGCCACCUUCGGUAAGAGCAGCAAGAUGUCGCCUUAUUACCACCCAUUAUUCCUGUCCGAGCUUGACAACCUGUCGAAUAAACUCAAACAAACGCCCAUCCAAGGCUCGUCCUCGUGGAUUGGAAAGCCAAGCUUGGAGAAGGUUGGCGGUUCUAUGUGGACCAAGUUCAGUAGCUUCGUCGCAGGCGAUGGCAGCGACGCAGAAUCAAAAGGUUCGGGGAAAGACGCAGGCGAGAGUGGUCCAUUUGCCCGUGUUACUGGAACGCCCUCGGUCAGCAGGACUGGCUCUCAGUCCGAUCUGUACGGGUUUCACCCCCAAGCCGUCCCUUCAACAAUAGCGGGAAACAAAUAUGCUCCCAACGGUAUACAAUCAGCACGGUCCUCGGCAGAGCUCACUCGUGGUCGACCAUCUUUAGACUCCCAAAGAUCACCACCAUCCAGUUCAUACUCGCAACAUAAUCGCCAGAAUGAACCGAUGAACAUGUUCCAACAAGGGCAAGCCGCUCAACCUCCAAACCCUUAUCAAGCCUUUGCCACCUCGCCGCCCCCUCCUUACUACCCUCAAAGUCCGCCAAGAUCGUCGUACGUGCCGAACAACGCAGCCCCCGCAGUGGUGGCCCAAAACAUGUCUCCCAUGCGUCCAGGAUAUGCACCAACACCGCCAUCUGAAGAUGUUAUCCAGCAGGCGUACGGCCACACACCAGAGCCCAUUGCACAGAUACCUGAAGAGCAGCCCAUCCCAUUUGGUGGUUACCAGCCUUCGCAACCCGAAAAUUCCUACGGCAGUUUCCAGCCGUCGCAACCUGACCAGGUUCAGGCAUCCGCUCAGCAUAACGGAAUCGCCAGUGCAGGUCAUGAAGCUGCAAAUGAAUCUUAUGGUUUCGAACCGCCUGCCGGCGGGUAUGUCCCAUAUGAGCCUGAGCCAGAAUCACCAGAGGGGCCGAGCAAAGUCGUGAAAUCCAAGAAGAAGUCGUUCAUGGAUGAUGAUGAUGAGGACGACUUCCCCCGGGUAUCCAAUCAAACCCCGUCAUUCCAGCCUCAGUCUUCAGUCCAUGGGGACGAGGCGUCUCGCAAGAGAGCAAACGAUGCUGCCGCCGAGGCUGCUUUCCGUGCGGCCGCGGAAGCCGAUGCCGCGCGAGAAAAGGAACAGAAACAGUCCAAGAGAUCCUCGUCCUGGCUGGGGGGCUGGUUCGGAGGCAAGAAGGACGAUAGCUUGGAUUCGAGUUCGAGCAAAGGCGGGGACCAAAAAGUAAUCAGAGCCAAACUCGGCGAAUCGAAGAUGAAAUUAUACUAUGACAAGGAGCUCGGGAAAUGGGUGAACCCUGACAAUCCAGAUGCCGCAAAGAAAACGGGAACACCUCCUCCACCAAGAAUGGGUGGUACGCCAGCGCCGCCGAUGAGUGCAGGUGGUCCUCCGAGACCGCCCAUGGGCUCUACUCCUCCGACAUCACAUCCCCACACAACUGGUCUUGGCAUGGGUCUGUCCUCUGGACCACCCAGCAGAGUCGGGACCCCGGCUGACGGACCUGGGCCUUCCAUGCCAAAUGGCCAGUCGCCACAGAUAGGAGUCACUGGUCCGCCCAGCGCUGCUAGCACCCCACCGAUUGGGGCACCUUUGACUCCCAACCUCGCUCCUCCGCCGCGCCCAGGUACUGCCAUGAGCAAUGCUAGUAGCAUUGACGAUUUGAUCGGACCAUCAACUGGCCGUAAAAGUGCUAAAGGAGCUAAGAAAGGGGGUAAAGGGCGGUAUGUGGAUGUCAUGGCCAAGUGA
Messenger RNA from Cladophialophora yegresii CBS 114405, 5688 nucleotides. RefSeq lists its product as uncharacterized. The record is from RefSeq and is a predicted model, not a curated record. The transcript has a single exon. Gene Ontology annotation, biological process: autophagy; COPII vesicle coat assembly; Golgi organization. NCBI's taxonomy places the organism in Eukaryota, Fungi, Ascomycota, Eurotiomycetes, Chaetothyriales, Herpotrichiellaceae. Bases 1 to 5688 code for a protein of 1895 amino acids. Gene Ontology annotation, cellular component: ER to Golgi transport vesicle membrane; endoplasmic reticulum exit site.